Molecule: messenger RNA, 1558 nt
Organism: Megalobrama amblycephala (Wuchang bream)
Lineage: Eukaryota; Metazoa; Chordata; Actinopteri; Cypriniformes; Xenocyprididae
Product: protein phosphatase 1 regulatory subunit 3E
Exons: 2
Coding region: 184-1041 (285 amino acids)
Biological process (GO): regulation of glycogen biosynthetic process
Cellular component (GO): protein phosphatase type 1 complex
Molecular function (GO): protein phosphatase 1 binding; glycogen binding
Source: RefSeq, a predicted model, not a curated record
UUAAUAUUCAUAACCUAAUGCUUUGCCAUAGUAGGAUUCAGCCGGCAGCAGCAUCUCGGGAAAGAUUGGUUCAGAUAUCCGCAGUACCACGAACGAUCGCAGCUUCAGUAGCCUAUAAUGCGGACGGACACAUAACAUCAGACCUCGACUGAAAUAUUUUCCAAGGAUUUUGCAGACUCUUCUAUGGAAGCUGAGGCUGUGGUAAUGCUGCCUCCCAAGAACUGCAUCCCUAGAAAUUACAGUUGUAUUGCUGGGCUGUUCGGAAGCUUGUCAGCAUCAGAGCAAAAGCUGGAGGACGGAGAAGAAGACAUGGAGGAAGAGGAGAACAGGAAUGGAGACUGUGAUCUAUUAGAAAUCAACGUAGUGAAUGAAAAGCCGAGAGGAAGAGAGUCCUUCCUGAAGCCCCCGCAAAGCCCGACCCUGCGCCGAAGGUGCAAGUCUCUCCCCACACCGGCUGAAAGAGCCAAAUUAGAGAUCGCACGAGUCCGGAGCCCAAGCAGUCAAAAAAAGGUACGAUUCGCUGACUCUCUGGGACUAGACCUGAUUUCUAUCAAACACUUUCAUGACACGGAUAUGCCUGAGGUACCAGAGCGCAUUAUUGACAAAUUCAAAAACGCCAGAGCUCUCCACUUGAAUAACUUCGAUAAGUCCAACACAUCAAACCAGUCCGUGUUUAUGGAGCUGCUCUUCACAAAUCCAGGAUCCCUUCCAGAUUUCCUGGACAGAGUUAUUGCAUUGAAGGUUUUACUGGAGUCUGUUCAGGUUGAUGAGUUCAGCCUCUCUGGGAUCGUGCGCGUUCUUAACUUGGCUUUCGAGAAGAAUGUCUAUUUGAGGUACACCUUAAAUAACUGGACGACAUUUGUGGAUAUUCUGGCGUCUUACGUCCCCCAUUCUAAUGACGGGCAGACGGAUAAGUUCAGCUUCAAAAUCAUCACCCCGACCUUUCUGGAGUUUGGGGGAACCCUGCAGUUUGCCAUCAGGUACUGCGUCGGAGGAGUGGUAGGACCUGGCGAUAUUACAACUCUCUAUUUAGAUAUAUAGAGGUGACGAGGAACCAGAUGGUCACUCUGGUUGAGCUCCAGAGAUCACGUUUCAAGAUGUGAGAAACUUGCAGCAAGACAACAUCCCUGUAACCAGCCAUCCCAGAUUUGAACCCAAACAUCUCUGGAGAUACUUGAAAAAGGAUGUCCUAGCCCAACUUGACAGAGGAUCUGCAGAGAAGCAGGGUAUAAAAUCUUCAAAUCCAGGUGCGCAAAACUUGUUGCACCAUAUACAAAAAUAUAUGGGGCUGUAAUUGCUACCAAAGGCCUUUCAACUAAUUACUGAAGUAAGGGCUGCAGUCAUGACAUGAAUUAGAACACAAAAGUUAAUAAAUAACAUCGGGAAGCAUGUGUCCUGUAAAACAAAUGGUACAGAUGUGUAUAGAGUAAAAGUGACUGAAGAGUCAGUAAGAAAAAAUAAAGAGUUCCACACAUAUUCAGUCAGCCCUACUCAAUUUCUGACAGUUGUACUGAUAUUAAUGACAGGACUUAAAAAAUAAAUAUUGCAUACAAUUUAA